AAGUGAAGCCAUUAUCUUCUUGUGUGCGUGCAGUACCCUGUCCUUUCCCCAGUCAGUAGUCACCACCACCACCUAUCUAUCUAUUAUCCAUAUUCCAUCACCAUUUCCCCUCUUACUCUGUUUCGAGAGAUGAACUCGUUGAACCGUUACACUAUCAGAUACCCACCAUAGCAUAACGCUUUCCCCCAACACCACCAACUGCGUCUUCUUCUUCUUCUUCUUCUUCUUCAUGGCCGAACUUGGUUUUUCGCACCCCCAUCACCUUUUUCGCCCCAAUGCUCCCUUCAUUAUCCCACCCAAGAGGUGGGAAACAGAAAGCAGCGGAUGGAAAUGGAGUUUAGAUGAAAAAAGACACAUAUGCCAUCAAUAUCAUGUACCACUGCACAGUGUAUUUCGAUUGAUGUACUGUAUGAAGAACCAUAAAUCAGUCAGAAGUUUAGCUGCAUUAUCAACAGAGAAAGGAAAGUCAGCUACUAGUGUUGAUGAGUUAUGCAAGAUCAUUUGGACUGUGGAAGCAGAUUUAGAAGAUGGUCACCUACUGUUCAUAACUGGUGAUCCUGCUGUAUUAGGCUGCUGGAAACCAAACAUGGCUGUACUAUUGUCUCCUACAGAGCAUGCAAACAUAUGGAAAGCUGAAUUUCAGAUUGCUUUUGGCUUGAACUUUAAAUAUAAUUAUUUCAUUAAGGGAAAGUUUGGGUCCUCAAGUGAUGUUCUUUGGAGGCCUGGACCAGCUUUUUCUCUGUCAGUACCUCUUACGGUCCUUGAAGACAAUAAAAUUGUGGUCAGGGAUUCAUGGAUUAGGUCUGAUUCCCAGAUGUCUUCAGCUCAUGCAUGGAGCCCCUUCACAGAGGAAACAUAUCUUCUAGAGCAACCCUCUAUAUCUUUCCUGAGCAAAGAUGAUGGAAGGAUUGAGAGUCCCCUUGAAAAUGACGUCCUAAAGUUCGAGACACUCCUCUUGGAAGAUCAAUUACUCUACAACAAUGAUGACAUGGUGAUUGCGAAUGACAAGGAUUUCCAGUCUACUAAUGUUCUUUCUGAGAAUUACCAGCCUGUUGAGGAACCCUGGCUACAUUCAUUCUGUUCCGUUGUCUCUAACAAUAAAAUGGAAUCAAAUGUUUCUGAAACUGGUGACACUGCAAAAGAGAAGGUGAAGCUGGCAGAUAGAGAACAGUUGUUACUUGAAGAAAGUAGUAAUAUAAUGUCAAAAGACUCCUUUUCCACCAUUAUUCUAAUUAACUCAUCAAUAUGUACCAUGCAAAGAAUUGCAGUACUGGAGGAUGAAAAAUUGGUUGAAUUAUUGUUGGAACCAGUCAAGAGUAAUGUGCAAUGUGAUAGUGUAUAUGUUGGGGUGGUCACAAAGCUUGUUCCUCAUAUGGGUGGGGCUUUUGUAAGUAUUGGGAAUUCUAGAUCUGCUUUUAUGGAUAUUAAGCAAAAUAAGGAGCCAUUUAUAUUCCCUCCAUUUCGUCAAAGGACAAAGAAACAAGAAAUCGAUCUCGAGGGAAAAAAUGAUCACACGUCUCAUGUUAUUGAUGUAUCUGAUGGAACAUCAGACAUAAAUUCUGAGGAUGGUUGUUUAAAAUCUGUACACAAUGACUAUGAUGAGCAUGAAGGAGAUGAUGAUUUUUAUAUUUCAGAAGUUCUUAAGGAGAAUGUGAAUGGUAGCAUGGUUGAUGAUGAAGUGGAAGCUGACUUUGAAGAUGAUAUAGAGGGAAGUGAUGUCCAUAUAGAAGGAGAAACAAAUAACAGUUCUCUUCUUCUUGGCAUGAAUGGGUCUGUCACCUCUCAUAUUUUGCAAACAAAAGAUACAAAGAAAGCAACCCAUGUGACUUCUGGAGAAAAUAAAUGGAUCCAAGUUCGCAAGGGAACCAAAGUAAUUGUCCAAGUUGUCAAAGAGGACCUUGGUACAAAGGGUCCCACUCUGACUGCUUAUCCUAAACUAAAGAGUAGAUUCUGGGUUCUGAUUGCAUGUUGUGAUAAAAUUGGAGUCUCUAAAAAGAUUUCCGGUGUUGAGCGCACGAGGUUGAAAGUUAUAGCGAAGACAUUGCAGCCUGAGGGUUUUGGCCUAACUGUAAGAACUGUUGCUGCUGGUCAUUCUUUUGAGGAACUGCAGAAAGACUUGGAAGGCUUGCUUUCAACAUGGAAAAAUAUAAUGGAACAUGCAAAGUCUGCUGCUCUUGCUGCUGAUGAAGGGGUGGAAGGAGCUGUUCCUGUAAUUUUGCACAGGGCAAUGGGUCAGACUCUCUCAGUGGUCCAGGAUUAUUUCAAUGAAAAUGUUAAGAAAAUGGUGGUCGACUCCCCAAGGACAUUUCAUGAGGUGACCAAUUACCUUCAAGAAAUUGCCCCUGAUCUUUGUGAUCGAGUUGAACUAUAUGAUAAAAAAGUUCCCUUGUUCGAUGAAUUCAACAUUGAAGGAGAGAUAGACAAUAUCCUCAGCAAAAGGGUUCCACUUGCUAAUGGAGGUUCUUUAAUCAUUGAACAAACUGAGGCACUAGUUUCUAUUGAUGUAAAUGGAGGGCACGGGAUGCUUGGUCAUGGAAAUUCCCAACAGCAAGCUAUUCUAGAUGUCAAUCUUGCCGCUGCAAAACAAAUUGCAAGGGAGUUGCGACUACGGGAUAUUGGAGGCAUCAUUGUGGUAGAUUUCAUUGAUAUGACAGAUGAGGCAAAUAAAAGAUUGGUCUAUGAAGAAGUCAAGAAAGCCAUUGAGAGAGAUAGAUCAAUGGUGAAGGUCUCUGAAUUGUCUAGACAUGGACUUAUGGAAAUAACUCGAAAAAGGGUUCGACCAAGCGUGACAUUCAUGAUUAGUGAACCAUGUGCUUGUUGCCAUGCCACAGGCAGGGUGGAAGCUUUAGAGACAUCCUUCUCAAAGAUUGAACAGCAAAUCUGUCGGCUUCUUGCAACAAUGGACCAUAAGGCAGACCCUGAAAAACCCAAGUUGUGGCCAAAAUUUAUUCUGAGGGUUGACCAUCGUAUGUGUGAGUACCUGACUUCAGGGAAAAAGACAAGACUUGCAACAUUGAGCAGUUCUCUCAAAGUUUGGAUUCUCUUGAAGGUUGCCAGAGGGUUCAUUAGAGGAUCGUUCGAGGUCAAACCAUUUACAGAUGACAAGGUGGAAAAAAAUCAGCAUAAAGUUGCCAUUUCAAUGUUAAGAUCCUCAGAGGCCAGAACCAAAACGCCUGGUCAAAAUGUGACUCUUGUUCAAGUAAAAAAAUCAAAGGCUAGGGGAAAAUAAACAGUUCUUACUUGAAAUAGCAUUUGAUCUAGCUCCACAUGAAUUUUUUCUGUGCCAUACUUAGGGAGAAAAACCAGGGUCACAGGGUGGAAGGGCAAAAAUAAUCCGAGUUCACUUUUUGAGAGCAAGUUAGAAACAAGCUGCUAUAGGUUCAGCUUUCAGGCGGGUAUAUACCACCCCGAAACUGAUCACAAUGCGCAAUUUUGUUUGUAAAGAGCACUUUUUUCCAAUUGAUUACGAGUAGCAGUUUUCAUCAUUUGAAACAACUGUCAUGGAGGAAUAAGAGAAACUGGGGUACUCUAGCAGACAUUUAACCUGAUCUACAGAAAUAAUCUACAUUGAUGGAAAAAUUGACUUCCUGUCCGAGAGGGAGAAAAUAGUUCAAGAGUAAUGCUAGUGUCAUCACAAAAACAAUAGCAUGAGCAGAGUUAUGAAUGUUUCAAUAGAGCUACCCCUAUGAUUUUUUUUUUGUACAUCAUUUUUUAUAUUAUUCUUAAAGUAAAUUACAUUGAGACUCCUUUAGAUUUUGUCAAAUUUCUUUUGAUA
This is a messenger RNA of Glycine soja, 3775 nucleotides long. RefSeq names its product ribonuclease E/G-like protein, chloroplastic. Gene Ontology annotation, cellular component: cytoplasm. NCBI's taxonomy places the organism in Eukaryota, Viridiplantae, Streptophyta, Magnoliopsida, Fabales, Fabaceae. The record is from RefSeq and is a predicted model, not a curated record. The transcript is spliced from 15 exons. Gene Ontology annotation, biological process: rRNA processing. Bases 230 to 3229 code for a protein of 999 amino acids. Gene Ontology annotation, molecular function: RNA nuclease activity; starch binding; RNA binding.